This is a messenger RNA of Chelmon rostratus (copperband butterflyfish), 6739 nucleotides long. Its product is annotated as echinoderm microtubule-associated protein-like 6. Bases 1 to 5868 code for a protein of 1955 amino acids. Gene Ontology annotation, molecular function: microtubule binding. The record is from RefSeq and is a predicted model, not a curated record. Lineage: Eukaryota; Metazoa; Chordata; Actinopteri; Chaetodontiformes; Chaetodontidae. The transcript has 42 exons.
AUGUCGGACAAGACGGCGCCGCGCUGCCAGCUGAGGCUGGAGUGGAUCCACGGAUACAGAGGUCACCAGUGUCGCAAUAACCUGUACUACACCGCGGGAAAAGAGCUGGUGUACUUUGUGGCCGGAGUAGGUGUGGUCUACAACACCCGAGAGCACACCCAGAAGUUCUACCUGGGACACAACGAUGACAUCAUCAGUCUGGCGAUCCAUCCAGAUAAGAUCCAGGUGGCGACGGGUCAGGUGGGUAAAGACCCGUUCAUCUGUAUCUGGGACACCUACGCCAUGCAGACCGUCUCCAUCCUGAGGGACGUCCACACGCAUGGAGUGGCCUGUCUGGCCUUUGACUCUGACGGACAGCGUCUGGCGUCAGUCGGUCUGGACGCCAAGAACACGCUGUGUGUUUGGGAUUGGAGGAGAGGACGGGUCCUCGCCACGGCAACCGGACACUCAGACAGAAUCUUUGAUGUGGCCUGGGAUCCGUUCCAGUCCAGCCGUCUGGUCAGCUGUGGAGUCAAACACAUCAAGUUCUGGACUCUGUGUGGGAACGCUCUGACUCCAAAGAGAGGGAUUUUUGGGAAGACGGGGGACCUGCAGACCAUCCUGUGUGUCUCUGCAGCCAAAGACGAGCUGACGUACUCCGGAGCUCUGAACGGAGACGUUUACGUGUGGAGAGGAAUCACUCUGAUCAGGACAGUGCAGGCUGCACACGGGGCGGGGAUCUUCAGCAUGCACUCCUGCGAGGAAGGGUUCGCCACGGGAGGACGAGACGGCUGCAUCCGACUGUGGGACGUCGACUUCAAACCCAUCACCAAGAUCGACCUGAAGGAGGCCGAGCAGGGAUACAAAGGUUUGUCGAUCCGCAGCGUUUGCUGGAAGGCCGACCGGAUCCUGGCGGGGACCCAAGACAGCGAGAUCUUCGAGGUAAUGGUCCGAGAAAGGGACAAACCGGUUCUGUUGAUGCAAGGUCACAGCGAGGGCGAGCUGUGGGCGCUCGACCUGCACCCCAAGCAGCCAGUCGCCGUCACCGGGAGCGACGACCGCUCCGUCAGGCUGUGGAGUCUUCCUGACCACACGCUGCUGGCUCGCUGUAACAUGGAGGAGUCCGUCCGCAGUGUUUCCUUCAACAACGACGGAUCUCAGCUUGCUCUGGGCAUGAAGGACGGAUCCUUCACUGUGCUGCGUGUCAGGGACAUGACGGAGGUCGUUCACAUCAAAGACAGGAAGGAGGUGAUCCACGAACUCAAGUUCUCACCGGAUGGGUCCUUCCUGGCGGUGGGAUCAAACGAUGGGCUAGUGGACAUCUAUGCCGUGGCCCAGCGUUACAAGAAGGUGGGCGAGUGCAGCCGUUCCGCAUCCUUCAUCACCCACCUGGACUGGUCGGUCGACAGUCGCUUCCUGCAGACCAACGACGGCGGCGGAGAACGGCUCUUCUAUCGAAUGCCAGCAGGGAAGCAGGUUCCUAAAGAGGAGGCGAAGGGGAUCCACUGGAUGACAUGGACAGGUGUGGUUGGGACAGAGGUGAACGGCAUCUGGCCCAAAUACUCAAACGUCACCAACGUGAACUCUGUGGACGCCAACUACAGCAGUGCCGUCCUGGUGUCCGGAGAUGACCUAGGCCUCGUCAAACUCUUCAGGUUCCCCUGCCUCAAGAAAGGAGCCAAAUUCAAAAAGUACAUUGGCCACUCUGCCCACGUGACAAACGUUCGCUGGUCCAAUGACCUGCAGUGGGUCGUCAGCACGGGCGGCGCCGACCACGCUGUCUUCCAGUGGAGAUUCCUGCCAGAGGGCGUCAUGAACGGUGUCCUGGAGCCCCUCCUCCAAGAGGGGUACGCCGACUCCAACAGCGGAGAGUCGGACUCAGACGUGUCCGACGUCCCGGAGCUCGACUCGGACAUCGAACAGGAAGCUCAGACCAGCUAUGAGCGACAGGUGUAUAAGGAAGACCUGCCUCAGCUGAGGAAGAAGCUGAUUGGUUCCCUGAAGCGGCAGAAAGCUCCAGAGGAGGGGCUCCGCCUGCAGUUUGUUCACGGGUAUCGGGGCUUUGACUGUCGCAACAACCUGUUCUACAGCCAGGCGGGGGAGGUGGUUUACCACGUGGCCGCCGUCGCCGUCGUCUACAACCGGCUGCAGCACAGUCAGAGGUUUUAUCUCGGCCACGACGACGACAUCCUCAGCCUCGCCGUGCACCCGCUCAAAGACUAUGUGGCCUCCGCACAGGUGGGCAGAGACCCGGCUGUCCAUGUCUGGGACAUCCAGACUCUGAAGUGUCUGUCGCUGCUAAAGGGACACCACAGCAGAGGGGUGUGUGCCCUGGAGUUCACAGCGGAUGGGAAGAGUUUGGUCUCCGUGGGAAUCGAUGAAUUUCACUCCAUCGUCAUCUGGGACUGGAAGAAAGGAGAGAGGCUGGCCAAGGCCAGGGGCCACAAAGACAAAAUCUUCGUGGUGAAGAGUAACCCGUUCAGGAUGGACAAACUGGUGACUGUCGGCAUGAAGCACAUCAAGUUCUGGCAGCAUUCAGGUGGCGGUCUGACAUUUAAACGAGGGAUCUUUGGGAACCUGGGGAAGCAGGAGACAAUGAUGUCGGCGUGUUACGGUCGAUCGGAGGAUCUGGUCUUCUCUGGAGCCACCAACGGAGACGUUUACAUCUGGAGAGACACGACGCUCAUCAAGACCAUUAAAGCCCACGACGGCCCCGUGUUCGCCAUGUGCUCCCUGGACAAGGGUUUCGUGACAGGGGGGAAGGACGGCAUCGUGGAGCUCUGGGACGACAUGUUUGAGAGAUGUUUGAAGACGUACGCCAUCAAGAGAGCCGCUCUCUCGCCGUCUUCCAAAGGUCUGCUGCUGGAGGACAACCCGUCCAUCAGAGCCAUCACUCUGGGUCACGGUCACAUCCUGUUGGGAACAAAGAACGGAGAAAUCCUGGAGAUCGACAAGAGUGGGCCGAUGACGCUGCUGGUUCAGGGUCACAUGGAGGGGGAGGUGUGGGGUUUAGCGGCUCACCCUCUACUUCCUGUCUGUGCUACCGUCAGCGAUGACAAAACUCUGAGGAUCUGGGAGCUGUCGGCCAAUCACCGCAUGGUCGCGGUCCGCAAACUCAAGAAGGGUGGGCGGUGCUGUGCCUUCUCUCCUGACGGUAAAGCUUUGGCGGUCGGUCUGAACGAUGGCAGCUUCCUGGUGGUGAACGCCGACACGCUGGAGGACAUGGUGACCUUCCACCACCGCAGGGAGCUCAUUUCAGACAUCCGCUUCUCCCAAGACACGGGGAAGUACCUGGCUGUGGCGUCCCAUGAUUCCUUCGUGGACAUCUACAACGUCCUGACCAGUAAGAGAGUGGGCAUCUGUAAAGGAGCCGGCAGCUACAUCACACAUAUCGACUGGGACUCCAGAGGUAAACUGCUGCAGGUGAACACUGGAGCCAAAGAGCAGCUUUUCUUUGAGGCUCCUCGAGGACGUAAACAGAACAUCAGCAUAGCAGAGUUUGAGAAGCUGGACUGGGCGAGCUGGACUUCUGUUCUGGGUCCCACCUGUGAGGGAAUAUGGCCAACACUUAGCUUCGUUAACGCCGCCUCGCUCACCAAAGAUCGUAAACUGCUCGCCACCGGAGACGACUUCGGCUUCCUCAAACUGUUCAGCUUCCCGUCCAGGGGCCAGUUUGCCAAGUUUAAGAAGUACGUGGGUCACAGCACCAAUGUGACAAACGUCCGCUGGUCCAACGACGACUCCAUGCUGCUGUCUGUGGGCGGGGCCGACACGGCGCUGAUGAUCUGGACCAGAGAACCGCCGGGUCACAAAGAGAGCAAAGCUGUUGACAGCGAGGAGUCCGACGACGACACAGAGGAAGACGGAGGGUAUGACAGUGAUGUGGCCCGGGAGAAGCUGGUGGACUACAUCACUAAGAUCUACUCUGCCAGCAUCAGGAACAUGUCGGGAACCAGACCUCACCUGCAGCACAAAGAGCUUCCUGUGGAGGAGAGGCCUCCUGUGAGUCGAGCUGCACCGCUGCCUGACAAACUGCUGCGGAACAAUGUGACCAAGAAGAAGAAGCUGGUGGAGGAGCUGGUGUUGGAGCACGUCUUCGGCUACCGAGGCUUCGACUGCCGCAACAACCUGCAUUACCUCAACGACGGCGCGGACAUCAUCUUCCACACCGCCGCAGCCGUGGUCAUCCAGAACCUGUCCGCCGGAACCCAGAGUUUCUACCUGGAGCACACCGACGACAUCCUCUGUCUGACUGUCAAUCAACACCCGAAAUACCAAAACAUCAUCGCGACAGGACAGAUCGGUGACAUCACUGACCUGCCAGGUCUUGCUCCAUCCAUCCAUGUGUGGGAUGCCAUGACCAAGCAGACCCUGUCUAUCCUUCGCUGUUCUCAUGCCAAAGGUGUCGGCUAUGUCAACUUCAGUGCUACAGGAAAGCUGCUGCUCUCUGUGGGAGUGGAACCUGAACAUACCAUCACAGUGUGGAGGUGGCAGGAAGGCACCAAGGUGACCAGUAAAGGUGGCCACAUUGAGCGGAUCUUUGUGGUGGAGUUCAGACCAGACUCUGACACCCAGUUUGUUUCGGUGGGAAUCAAACACAUCAAGUUCUGGACUCUGGUCGGAGGUUCGCUUGUGUACAAGAAGGGAGUGAUCGGCUCGGUAGAGGAUGGCCGCAUGCAGACCAUGCUGUCUGUCGCCUUUGGUGCUAACAACCUGACGUUCACUGGCGCUAUAAACGGAGACGUGUAUGUGUGGAGGGAACACUUCCUGGUUCGGGUGGUGGCAAAGGCGCACAGUGGUCCGGUGUUCACCAUGUACACAACACUGAGGGACGGACUCAUCGUCACUGGGGGGAAGGAACGACCGACUAAAGAGGGCGGAGCAGUGAAGCUAUGGGAUCAGGAGAUGAAGCGCUGCAGAGCGUUUCAGCUGGAGACCGGCCAGCAGGUGGAGAACGUCCGGUCCGUCUGCAGAGGGAAGGGUAAAAUCCUGGUGGGAACUAAAGAUGGAGAGAUUAUAGAAGUCGGAGAAAAGAACGCUGCCUCCAACACCAUGAUCAACGGACACACUCAGGGAGGGAUCUGGGGUUUGGCGACUCACCCUUUCAAAGACGUCUUCAUCUCUGCCAGCGAUGACGGGACCAUCCGAAUAUGGGACCUGGCUGAUAAGAAACUUCUGAACAAGGUGAGUUUGGGUCAUCCUGCCAAGUGCACAUCUUACAGUCCCAACGGAGAGAUGGUUUCCAUCGGUAUGGAGAACGGAGAGUUCAUCGUCCUGCUGGUCAACUCCCUCACGGUCUGGGGCAAGAAGAGAGAUCGCAGCGUUGCCAUCCAGGACAUACGGUUCAGUCCAGACAACCGGUUCUUGGCAGUGGGUUCAGUUGAAAGUGCUGUGGAUUUCUACGACCUUUCUCUGGGACCAUCCCUGAACAGGAUCGGCUACUGUAAGGACAUCCCUGGCUUCGUCAUCCAGAUCGACUUCUCUGCUGACAGCAAGCACAUCCAGGUGUCCACCAGCACCUACACUCGGCAGGUGCAUGAGGUUCCCUCAGGGAAGAUUGUCACAGAGCAGUGUGCUUUUGAGAGGAUCACCUGGGCUACCUGGACCAGCAUCCUGGGUGAUGAGGUUCUCGGCGUUUGGCCUCGUAACACUGAGAAAGCAGAUGUGAACUGUGCUUGUGUUUCCCACGCCGGCCUCAACCUGGUGACCGGAGACGACUUCGGCCUCAUCAAGCUCUUUGACUUCCCGUGCUCCGAAAAGUUUGCCAAACACAAGCGUUACUUCGGUCACUCUGCUCACGUGACAAACAUUCGCUUCUCCUGCGAUGACAAGUACGUCAUCAGCGCCGGUGGCAGCGACUGCAGUUUAUUUGUGUGGAGGUGUCAGUGAUCUGAACCUCUGCAGUCCUCCUGAGUCCUCCACCACAGGCUCUUCUUCUUCUUCUCCUCCUGCGAUGCUGCACUCACCUCUGCUAACGCUUCAGGACAGGAGGUCUGAAGCGACGUGUGAGCGUCCUGGACUGUGUUAAUGCUGCUGACAAACUCACAUAAUCGGGAUCAAACCUGCGACAUUCCUGCCGCAGGACGCCGCGGCUCGCCGCCGCCUGUGAAACCGGAGCUGAUGGUUCUGUCCUUUAGCGUGACGUCGUUCUUCUUGUGCAUUCAGAUGUGUUAAAUGUGACGCUGAAGAGCAGCGCUUGUAUUCCAGGUCUCGGUGUUCAAACCUUUCUGUUGUUAGAUUUGUUGAAAAAGAAGCAGAAGCAGUUUCUCAGAAACCUCUUUGAACAACUCGUAGCUGUUUGAUGUAGCGGUGUUUCGUCUGUCGGUGCCUUUUUCACAAACUCUGACCAAACAUUUGAUACAAGUUUAUUUCUAAUCGUGGUGCUAUGAAACGUGACCGUUUAGGGCUUUUUACACUUGAAUACUGUGGUUUGGUUUUUGUAUCUUGUACCAUCUGAUGAUGAUGAUGAUGAUGAUCUUUGUCACUGCACUGAAAUGAAGAAGAAAAAACGAUGGAUCCCAGUGACAUGGCUCUUAGUGUGAACAUGACAAAGGGUUCUGCGUUCCCAGGCUGUGUGAUAACAGAACGUUAGAAAAGUUUGACUGGGGAACGUAGAACCCUGGGAACAUAGACACGCUCCCCUUUGUUUGAUCCCAGCUCUGAUACAUGAAGAUGUGAAAAUAGAAAAUUGUUUAAAAUGCAAAGUGAUUCUACCUCAAAAUACAAUAAAGUGAAACAAAACGGUAGUAAAUAAUAUUUA